UAUCAGCGGGGUAGCGCGGACGUCAACCACGAAUAGAUGUGCCGUAGCCCACAUGAAUUUGACAUGUUUGGGAAAUUGACACUUUUGGGCACUCUGACAGAUCUGGGAAGUGCACGACAUCUGCACUUUGUGGUUGCUCGCUUGAGUGCGCUUCUCAGCUCACCGUCGUCUCAGCACUCCGCAGGAGUCGGGUGUUUGUGUUGUACCGCUACCGCAGUAGGUAGUUGUAAGCAUCGGUGCUCCGGAGGACUUUCUCCCCGGUAGUCGCGUUGUGUGGUUUCGCGAGUGCAUUUUCGCGUGUAAACAGCAAGCUCGCCGCCCGUAAACAGUCAACAACAAUAAGCAGAAAUGACACUGCACUCGUGGCUGCGGCGACGAGAAAGUGGCUUCCCGGUGCGGUUCGGCGAUGCCGAUGCGGUGCACCGGGCCAUCUACUACUCACUGGAGCCGAAGAAAAGCUGGAACGAUCCUCCGAAUGCAUGUAACAGCUGCGAGUACGGAGGGGCGUACAAUCUGGAGUUUUCACCGGAUGGAACGAUCCUGGUGGCUGCCUGCGAAAAGAAAACGAUCGUGCUGUUUGAUCCGAUCACCGAGAAGCAAAUGUGUACCAUCAAGAAUGCCCACAGCGACAGUGUAAACUGUGUCAAGUUCCUCGACAAUCGCAUGUUCGCCACCUGCUCGGACGACAGCACCGUUGCCCUGUGGGAUACCCGAAAUCUCAAAUCGAAAAUCCGCAGCCUCCAAGGUCACUCCAAUUGGGUGAAGAACAUAGAGUACUGCAAGAAAGACUGCCUGCUGGUAACGUCCGGUUUCGACGGGUCGAUUUUCACCUGGGACAUCAACAGCUACACCGAGCAGGGUUUCGUCUACCAGAAGGUUUUCCACACGCCCGGUUUGAUGCGGUGUCGGCUGGCGCCGGACGAGAACCGGUUGGUCAUUUGCACCACUGGCGGCUACCUGAUCAUCAUUCACAAUCUCAAUUUGGCCUCGCUGGCGAAGGACCUGCGCGGGUUCCGGCCCAACUUGUACCGCCUGAUGCAGCUGCGCCACCAGUUCAUCCCGAAUGCGGCCCGCUACGAUCAGGCUUUCUCCCGCAAGCAAAAGUACAACCGAGUCGAGCUGGUCAGCGACUUCCCGGAAGGUAACGACGCGGAAGUCAUCAGUUCCCUACAGAUUCACCCCCAAGGCUGGUGCGCACUCAGCAGGAACAUCAGCUACGAUGAAAGUUCUGAGUGGAGCUGCGUGCACGACAUUCAGGAAAUCUCGCUGGACGGGGACCUGGACAGCGACAGCGAGGAUGACAUUUCGAAAUCCGAAGCUGCCGAGCAAAAUCAAGACACAUCCACUGCCGGCGAAGGCGGCGGUGGUGAAGCUCCCGAAGAGGAAGCCCCGGAAGAUAAUAUAUCACCUGCUACGGUGGCUGCGGCAGCUAUUGUCAACGCAGCCGUUGGGGAACCCGCUCAACCGAGCCUGAUCGGUCCUCACAACAUCAACAACAACAACCAGGAGUUCCACGCGCCAAGCUCGGACAUUUGGGCAGCGGAAGUAUCCCUCCGGAACAGGAAUCUUCGGGUGGAGAACACCCGGUCGUUGAACAUGGCCAAUGUGUACGGCAUCACCAGUGGAUUGAUUCCCCUGACACCGGCAGAGCAUCAGGCCAAGUUCGAACAGACCAUAACGGUCAACGUGAACCGCAUGCUGUACUACGUCGAGGAACCCAACAAGGGCAAAGGUUUCAUCAAGGAACCAUGCUUCUCAGCCGAUGGACGAGUCAUUUGUUCUCCCCACGGCUACGGCAUCCGGCUGUUGGCGUUCAACGAGCACUGCAACGAGUUGCCAUUCAUAGCGGGAAAUCGGGAAGGUUGCGUCCCGAAGCCGUUCCACGAGAUCAAAACCAAGCACUGCCACUCGGACGUGGUAAUUAGCAGUAAGUUUAGCCCCAAGUUUCCUCUGCUGGUAUCCGGCUGUCUGAGGGGCAAAAUCGUGUGGCACCAACCGGUGCUGUAAAUUUUCUGUGGGAGGGGGCUGAGAAAACGUGUUCCGCCGACCGAGAGUAUAUGAGACUGGGUGUGUGUGAUCGGAUGUGAGUGCAGAGUGCAGAUUCUUUCAUUGAGAACCAUCCCUGGAUGUACUUAUGCAAACGACGGGGAAGUGACUUAAGGCUCGAGUUGAUGUUUAUUAGACGAAGAUUUACUACGUAUGCAGGAACCACUCAGAAGAGAAUCGCGACAUGGAUUCUCUCGCGGUAAGAUACUCCUCAUCUACCUUUUGAUAGAGAUAAACCACAGUACAUAUAUUAUAGGCAUUUAGAAUAGAAGCAAGUGAAAAACUUAAACCAUCACAACUUCGAACUUUGUAAAAAUUGAAUGGAUUGAAUUAAAGAUAACACGAUAAGUUACAUACCGUAAUAUGUUCAGGUAGA
This is a messenger RNA of Aedes albopictus (Asian tiger mosquito), 2422 nucleotides long. RefSeq names its product DDB1- and CUL4-associated factor 10 homolog. Gene Ontology annotation, cellular component: Cul4-RING E3 ubiquitin ligase complex. Gene Ontology annotation, molecular function: protein binding. Lineage: Eukaryota; Metazoa; Arthropoda; Insecta; Diptera; Culicidae. The record is from RefSeq and is a predicted model, not a curated record. The transcript has 6 exons. Bases 349 to 2007 code for a protein of 552 amino acids.